CGCUGUGGAUUUACGCGCUCGCUCCCAGCUCCAGUCCAGCGCAGUUACCGAGGGUGACACGUAGGCCCGUGUGCGUAUUCCGAGUUUCUCAAGCAGGUACCGUUGGGCCGGGGCAAUAAUGGCAGCCAGUGUCGGACUGUCCAUGAAUCCGCCGCACAUGACAGAAGAGCGGGCGGUUUUCGCGCAGCUGAAGCCGGUGCGGAUGUCCGGGGCGGACGGCGCCGAGGACGCGGCCGUGUUUGAGGACGUCAAGCACGCGGCUCGACUAGAAUUGGACAAGUACCUUCCCCAGACCAGCACGCCUCUCAUAAGCCCUUUAAUCGAUGCCAAUGACAAGAAAUACAGACGCGAGAGUGCCUCCGUGGUGGACGAGUACUUCUCGGAGGAAAAGCCUGCCACCCCUUACAGCCUCAACAUCAACGUCAUCCUUCCCAGUACCACCCACCUCCGCACGGGCCUCUAUAGGCACAACACCAAGACCCUCACCCCACAGCAGAUCAAGACAGAGCCCGGGCUAGAGGUUCCCUGCUCCAUCUCUACAACCACCCAAGCCCUUCCGGACUUCACCUCUGUCUUCAGCGUGCCGCCUGUGGUCAACAACGUUUUCAUAAAGCCUGACAUGAGCUCUGGGGGCGUGGUGAGCGUCAACGCAGGGCCUCAGCAACAGCCAAAUUUGCACACAGAGCUCCAAAUCGGGCCCCAACCUCCGCAGCCACAGGUAUACCACAUGCCCAUCACCGGCUGCUCUGACCUCACCAUGACCCUGUCACAUACCAGCCCGUCAGCGCAAGACUCCACCGGCGGCAGAACCAUGCUGAAUCUCGGCAGCGUCGCUUUGCCGACGGCCAACAGCAGCUACAUGAUGGCAGAGCACCAGGUGCAGCAGCAUCAGGGGUACUACCAAGCCUCUCCGCAUGGUGCGCUCCAACAAACGGCACCGCACAGCCUGCCGCCAUCACCACCAAACUCACAGCCGGGGAGCCCAGACGGCCAGGCGGAGCUGCUCAGCUUAGCACCGCACCCGCCGCCUCCGUACCAGCAGCGUGUGGGAGGAAUGAAGGUGACGGGGUUGUCUCCUCACGCUCUGCUGAUGACACACGGCCAGGGGGUCCUGACGGGUCCGAAAUACAACCGGCGGAACAACCCCGAGCUGGAGAAAAGGAGGAUCCACUUCUGUGACUACCCAGGCUGCACCAAAGUUUACACAAAGAGCUCCCAUCUAAAGGCACACCAAAGGACACACACAGGCGAGAAGCCGUACCGCUGCACAUGGGACAACUGCGACUGGCGUUUCGCCCGAUCGGACGAACUCACCCGACAUUACAGGAAGCACACCGGCGCCAAACCCUUCAAGUGCGUCGCCUGCAGCCGCUGUUUCUCACGCUCGGACCACCUGGCUCUGCACAUGAAGCGUCACCAGAACUAACGCAGCGGCGCUACGUAUACAAACCUUCACAAACACAAACUGAAGUAUGCACACACGACAGUCUAUCCCAUGCAAAAUCAUCCUUUUGAUUGGCGUUUAAUCUGGUGCUAACAAAGGUUGAGUGCCAGCAGGCAUCAAGCGCUCUCCCACAAAUAUUAAAGCCUUGACGUCUGAUUGAUCUCAGAAAACUUUCUUCUGCUUCACACAGUCCUUUUUAUCAUUUUGACAUUAUGAACUUUUAAAGAGAGACGCAAGCAAUCUCCUAUUUCCUGUCUGUGUAAAUAUUUGUUAAUAUGUGUGUGUAUGUGUGUGUUUGAGAAUACAAUGAAUGUAUUGAAAUUCAUACUUGACGACUUUUAUUUUCACUGAAUGUUGACAUGAGUGAUAUUCCAUGAUGUAACUUCCUUGUGAUAAAAACUCCUGAUAUUGGGCUGAAGAAAAUGAUAAUAAUCAGCUGAUGCAGUCGGGGAACUCUCCAUUGAACAGUUAAUCAUCGCCUCGCGUUGCCUGUUUCAGCAUAAGUAAUACCUGUUGAGCUCGGAGAGCAGAGCGAUUUGCCAAUGUUUGUAUCAUGAUAUUACCUGUUGCCACAGCAACCACACUCCCUUGACAACUUGCAGUUUCUAUCCAGUGCUUUCUUUACCCUUCCCUUCCUUUCUUUUUAGUUCCACUGUAUUUGUUCAACUCAUGAUACAUAGAUGUGGAUUGAUAAUCCAGUUAUGCAAUGAGCUUUGUGUUCCUGCGUGUUUUAACGAAAUCACGUGGCUGGUAAACUGCAGCCGGUCCUGGUAAGGGGUAGAAUAAAGCCCACUUAUUUGCCAGUCAACCGUCAGUUGAAGCUUCUGGGGUUUUUUAGAUACGGUUGCAGUAGCACAUAACAAGAUUUAGUGGUACCUGAGCUCACACAGAAACUGCUGAGAUGGACUUGGGAUUCUUUUACAACUGGCUCUGCUUUGCUCCUGACCUCCUGAAGAGUGGUACACUUCUAGCAUCGUACCCAUUGUUCAGUCUUGCCUUUUGAAACCACACGAGAAUUUCAUGACCACUUAUUGGUCAGCUUCUUCUGUGUGCUUUGGCUUGGUGUUAAUCCUGCCUACUCUUAGUCCUUAAAUCCACUCCCCCAAGUCCUGCCAUUCCCAUUCUGGGGUCCUGUUUUGGUUCAGCAUGCUUUUCCUCCAGGAGGUUCACACCAGAUGAUUCAAACAAGACGCAUAGGUGUAAAAGCGCCCUUCAAAGUCAGACUCUUACAGAUGUAAUCUUUUUGCUCAUGUUGAAUGAGCCAUUAGAACGUUGUGGUGUUGUAUUUCUCUCUGGAGGCAUCCUCUCUGCGUUUGCAUUUCCUUCACUUGUUUUCACUUCGCUUUGUUGGGGAAUUUUUUUGUCCGCAUUCUCUCCGCAGGGGGUGUGUUGAAGGGGUGUGUUGGAAUCAGCCAAUGACAACACAGGGAUCUGAGGACUAUCUAAAAACAGAAUGGAAACUAGUCCCUGAUCGCUGCGUGGAGGUGUGCACUAUAAACAUUCAGACUCUCGUUUGCAGAACAGAAAUGUUCACAUAAAGUCUGACGACGCAGGAAGCUUUCUCAGUUUUCCUUCAGGUGUUUGUUUUUACUUUAGGAUAUAUUUACAGUCAAAUAAUUAAUAUUUUCUUUUUAUUUAUCUGAUUAACUGCCUUGAACUGCCACAGUCUCCCUGUUUUUGAACACUCGCUCUUAAAAAGUAGCCCCUUUGUGUGUUGGGCUUUUUUAUCUUUGGGAUAGUCUACACCUGGUUUAAAAAGUCAGAAGCGCCCUCUGCAGACCUGGAAUGUAACUGCAGCACUUCAAAGAAGCGCUUGUUUACAUUUUGAUGUCCAAGUAGAAACAAUAAUCAAGUUAUUGCUUUUACAAUUGCAUUAUUUGGCCCUCUUGCUGGCAUAUAUACUUAUCUCCAUUUGGUCACAUGCAAAGAUGAAGUUUCUAUUUUAAAAAACACAAUCUAAUAAUUUCAGUUCACCUUUAAGUUGAAUCAAAAUUUUUAAUCGUGGACUAUUUUCAGUGUGAAACAGUAAAUCGGCAUCCUUCUCUGAAGCCCAGACGUCAGUCUCGGUCGCAGUGACAGCAUCGCUGCACUUGCACAGCUUUAAAGUGCUGUUGUUUCUUUUCCGGCCUGAAGGUGGCGCUUGUGUGAAACGUACGACCCCAGGUGGAAAGUUCGUCCCCCAAAAAAUGCAUCCUGAUGCUUUUAAAACUACAAAGGUCACAACAGAUACAGCAGAUCAGGCAUUUUCUUCCCGAUGUUGGAACAUUUUAGCAGUUUAAUGUCCCAUUCGUGUCGUGCUGAGACUGAAAAUCUCCAGCCGGUCCUCUGUGGAGGGUCAAAAGCAUGGCAUACUGACGUACCCAAGUCUUUCCACUGAAUGUUGAUUUAGAUUAAACUAUUCCUGUUAUUUCAACGUUGUGAUUGUGAUGUUUGUUUCGUCCCAAAGGAAACAAGUUCUCCUGUUUCUCUCAAGGAGGGAGCGCUGACCACCCACUGUGUACAUAACUGUAGUUUUCAGUUUUAACAUAACAUGUAAAUAUUUGUUUGAACUCUUGUUCUAAUAUUAUUUUCCCCUUUUUUUAUCUAUAAUGGGAUUUUGGAUCAGUUGUAUGUGAGAGCUUGUUUAAUUUUCUUUUUUUUUAUAUUCAAUGUGUGUAAGAAAACUAUCAAAUUGUUAAUGUACAAAUGAAUAAGAACAAUGUUAAUGGGUUAUUUGUGCAGCUGCGAUGAAAUAAUAAAAAAAUUCACAAAUGA
Messenger RNA from Cololabis saira (Pacific saury), 4198 nucleotides. It is a transcript of the gene klf5l, whose product is annotated as Kruppel like factor 5 like. Gene Ontology annotation, molecular function: DNA-binding transcription factor activity, RNA polymerase II-specific; RNA polymerase II cis-regulatory region sequence-specific DNA binding. NCBI's taxonomy places the organism in Eukaryota, Metazoa, Chordata, Actinopteri, Beloniformes, Belonidae. The coding region runs from base 119 to 1426 and encodes 435 amino acids. The record is from RefSeq and is a predicted model, not a curated record. The transcript has 4 exons. Gene Ontology annotation, biological process: regulation of transcription by RNA polymerase II.